AUGUAUAAUGUAAUACCAAAAUUGAACUUGGAACUACAUAAAAAAUACCUAGUUAUUGUAACAAGCGAUGCUUUACGUAAUUAUGAGUCGUACAAAACCCAGCUAAGUUCAGUAUUUAUUCAUGGCAUUUAUUGGGUUUUAUGUUGUUCAGAUUUAAUCAAAUUAAGUAUUUUUGAUGAACUGCAUGUUAGAAAUAACUUUCACGAUCUAUUAAGAAAAUGUAAACGUGAAGUGUAUAUAGAUAGCUUUAGCUCAAAAAUUUAUUCGGCAAACCCACUUGAUUUUAUUAGCCCUUCUAUUCUUUCUGUACUUAGUGGAAUACAAAUUAAUACAAUAAUAAACAAUAAAAUUCUUGAAGAGAAUAAAUAUGAAACAAAUGCUUUUAUUAAAAGCCUAAUUACUUUGAAAGAUGAAAAAAUAUAUAUCAACAACUCCAAAAGCUGCUUAAACCAGUUGGAUAUCAGAUUUAUUUACUCUACACUACUCGUAUAUUAUUUGUCAAAUUAUCCAGAUUUAACACAACUGGAAUCGGUUUUCCCAAUAUCAAAACUUACCGAACUACUAGUAACCAUGCAGAACAAAGAUGGUGGAUUUGGAAAACGCCAUAAAGAUGAAUCUCACGCAGGUUAUACUUUUUGUGCAGUGGCAUCAAUAGCAAUAAUCAAGAAAAUGACAAAAAAUGACUCAAUUUAUUUAUUAUUUAAUAUUGAACGUCUAAUUAGGUGGUUAUUAAAGCGAAUAAUUAUUUCAGAAAGUCACGAAAUUACUGAAAGUCAAUCAUAUUGUUUUAAUGGUCGUAUUGGAAAAAAAUGCGACGUAUGUUAUUCAUGGUGGGUAAUUGCAAGCCUAAAAAUCGUGGAAUCUAUUAAUACUAAUAAAAGCAUGGACUACUCUUUAAUUUUGAACUCUAAUAUAUUAAAAGGAUUGAUUAAUGGAAUUUUAUGUCAUCAAAAUAAUAUUUAUGGCGGCUUUCAAAAAGCUCCCUUUAUUAUCGGCAGUAAAGACUGUUCAGAUCCACUACAUACCUUCCUUUCAAUUUCUGCGUUAUCUCUGUUAUUUAACAGCAAUUUGACGCAAUCAAAUUUAGAAUUUUGUGAAUUAAAGAAGCUAUUCAAAACAUUAGAUCCAAUAAUUAAGAUCGACCCAGUUUUUGUAUUGGCAGAAAAAUAUUUUAAUAAUAUAAUUUCUUAA
Cryptosporidium ubiquitum is the source of this 1191-nucleotide messenger RNA. RefSeq names its product Rab Geranylgeranyl B pernyltransferase. Gene Ontology annotation, molecular function: Rab geranylgeranyltransferase activity. The record is from RefSeq and is a predicted model, not a curated record. Gene Ontology annotation, biological process: protein geranylgeranylation. Gene Ontology annotation, cellular component: Rab-protein geranylgeranyltransferase complex. Lineage: Eukaryota; Apicomplexa; Conoidasida; Eucoccidiorida; Cryptosporidiidae. The transcript has a single exon. The coding region runs from base 1 to 1191 and encodes 396 amino acids.